This is a messenger RNA of Neoarthrinium moseri, 741 nucleotides long. RefSeq lists its product as uncharacterized. Gene Ontology annotation, molecular function: calcium ion binding. The record is from RefSeq and is a predicted model, not a curated record. Gene Ontology annotation, cellular component: myosin II complex. Gene Ontology annotation, biological process: mitotic actomyosin contractile ring assembly. Lineage: Eukaryota; Fungi; Ascomycota; Sordariomycetes; Amphisphaeriales; Apiosporaceae. Bases 1 to 741 code for a protein of 246 amino acids. The transcript is spliced from 4 exons.
AUGCGCGCCGACGACAGCAGACAUGCAGCCAGUAGACGCUGCGAAUCUUGGCCUAGGUGGCAGCGCCAGUUGGUUGCCGGUUCUACAGACUCGGUGGUGCAGCCGAUCAGGAGUUCAACAUUUGACCUUCUUGCCCAUGACCGACUUCGCACUUCCUCAGUUCUCGCAACUGCUACACACAUCAUCCAUCGUCGCACAACACCCCAAGCAGCGCCCAUCUUCUACUCCAUCGUUCCCCUCUUCCGCGGAGACAUUUGCAACACGCCGGAUCUGCGACUUUUCGCACAACAAGCGUCCGCAAUGGCAGCUAAUUACGAGUCUCAGGCUUCUACCAACUACAAGGAGGCUUUCUCCUUGUUCGACAAGCGAGGCAACGGCCGUGUCGCCCUCGACAGCCUCGGCGACCUCCUGCGCGCCUGUGGCCAGAACCCGACUCUGUCCGAGAUUCGGGACCUGGAGAAGAACAUUGGCGGUGAUUUUGACUUUGAGACGUUUUCUCGUGUUCUGAACCGACCUGGCGGGUUCCGCGACCCCGGCGAGCCUGAUGAGUACUGCCGCGGAUUUCAAGUCUUCGACAAGGACAUGACGGGCUUCAUCGGCGUCGGCCAGCUCAAGUAUAUCCUGACGAACCUCGGCGAGAAGAUGACGGAUGAGGAGGUCGACGAGCUGCUAAAGUCUGUCGACACGAGCUCGGGACAAGUCAAUUAUACUGAUCUCGUCCGAACCAUUCUGGCCAACUAG